Molecule: messenger RNA, 606 nt
Organism: Lineus longissimus
Lineage: Eukaryota; Metazoa; Nemertea; Pilidiophora; Heteronemertea; Lineidae
Exons: 3
Coding region: 1-606 (201 amino acids)
Source: RefSeq, a predicted model, not a curated record
AUGGCGGCUGCAAGCAUGGCGAGCGAAGAUUGUGCGGGAGAUUUGUUUGAUGACGAUUUGGUUGUUGAUGAGGGCAAUGGUGUGAUUCAACCCUACAUGUACGAGCCAGUAGUGGAGAGUGCGAGAGACGAUUCAGAUUCUUGUUCUGAAUCGGGCGAAGGUGAUGAUGGGGAGAUGGAGGAUGAGCGACUUGAUCGCAUAGGAAAUAUCAAUUCGUGUCAUUGUGGUGUCUGCACUCCACAAGAGAAGGGGAGGGAAUCCUUGUGCUGCUCAGACUAUUCACCAGUCCAGGCCAAGAAGGAUGAGCUGAAAGUAGAGUGCAUCACGCAACACCCAGGUUUUUCCAGCACCUGUCUUGAUAGAUGGGUGCUUGAAAUGUCGAUGUAUCACUACAUCGAAGAGCAGGGACAAAUUGGCGAUGACCAGCCCAUUCACAAGUUAUAUCGAUACGUGGCCUAUAGGAACCUUGUCCGUUGGGUUUGGAAGAGGUUGGGGAGAAGGAACCGUUUGCCGCUCCCUGUUUGUGCUCGGGACAAGAUACGUGCUGCUUGGCCUGCUCCGGACAAUGACGGGUACACAGGAUUCAAGUAUCCUACGUUCAAUUGA